ACCACCUGCGUGUCUGAGACCUAGAGUUCCAGCGAUCCCCUCACUGCUCUGUCUCCUCGUAGUGUUUCACGUCUUCUCUAAAUGAUCAUUUCUUCUCUCUGCGUCAAGGUCACAGGGCUAGAGCACAGUCGGCAACCUGCCCUGUUCACCCAGCCACAACCUCCUGAGACAGGGGCGGAUCCUCUGGGGCCCCACCCUAGACCUGCAGACUCAGAUACUCGGGGUGGGGGUGGGGGGCCUCAGAGCUGCCCUUGACCCAUCCCUCAAGGCAAGUGCCAGUUGGUUUAAGUUCAAGAAUGACUGUCCCGGGUUAUUUAGCUCCUUUGCCCUUUUUUCGUGCCUUGGGAGGAGAUUUGGUACUGAAAAAUCCUCAAAUACAGUGGCUCCCUAAAAUUUCAGAGUCAUGUGAAAAGCUCCUUUAAGAUUUUUGUUAUUAAUACAAAAUCUGCUGUUGUGAAAUCUGUUGUUGGGGUCCAAAUUUAGGAUCAUCCAGGUAAGAAGGGUACUUGAAGCACUAUCUUUCCCAUGUCCUCUACAUCAUACCUUGAACCAGGUGUCUAAAAACCACCAUCACCACCGCCUAUUUGUUGACUCAUUGGUUAUCUCCAGUUGAGCCCAAGCAGGGUGUUAUGGGCUAGAUAAGAAGGAGCUUUUCAUCCAGGCCAGGCACGAUGUAGGUUUGGAACCUAAAGUCUAUAUAAUUCUGAGAGUUUCAUAAGAAAAAAAAAAAAGAUUUAGUAAUUUAGCAGAUUUUACAGAAAUAAGACUGACUAUGAGUGCAUUUCCUCGCAAGGGGCCCUGAGCUUAAUCUUUGGGAUCAAGCCACUCCUGUCCACUCUGCACAUCAUACUACAGCACGCCUCUUCUCCCUCGUCCCUGAGUAGCCCCGGGGUUGUGCAGGUUGAGACCACUCUCUGGACACUUUAGUGAGGCACUCACCUGUCCGGCCAGUGGGACCUGAAGACUGCAGUGUUAGAAGCCUUCUGGGGACUAAAAGAGGGUCUGGAAACAAAGUGAUUGAGAUUACAGGAAAAUGACUAGAAGGCAGUUGUGGAGCUGUGGGAAACAGGAAAUUUGAAAUGAGAAGUAAGGAGAGAGUGCAGAGAUGUAACAGGAAAGGAAUAGAAUUUGCAGAGAAAAAAUAAUUGGUUUUCUGCUCCUUGUAAGCAGGCUUGAAAAAUGCUUUCCUGUAGCUUCCUACGUGUGGCCACAGAUUUUCUCUGAGACAUUAAGGAAGGAUUUUGCAAACGUGUAUUGGAAAAAAUAUCGGUAUCAGAGAUGAUUGGUGGGUUGGUUAGGCUCGGGUUGGGUAGGCUCCUGAAAAUUCAAUCCAAGCUCUAAUUAUGUCAUCUCAGAAUUGUGAGAAUCAUUCCCUCAAGGUAACUGCUAUUAAAACGAGAACUUUUUGGUCAAUAUGCCUGUUUCUUCUAUUAAAGAAAUUUUUUUUCCUCAUCUAAAUUAAUGGAUAUAUUUAUUGGAAAGGACUCAGCAAGGUCAGUGGAAAACUUUCUCACAUUUUACCUAAGUUGACGUUUGAACGUUAAAUUUUUAAUGUUUUUUAGAAGGCUUGGCCCCUAUUUCACUGAUAUCCUAGGCCUAAAAUACAGCUUUGGGAUUGGGCUUCUGUUAACUCUCUAGGUUUAUGGGGUUUCUUCAGGGCAGGUAAGUAGACUGCUGUAAAGCACCUGAGUGAGGCAAUGCUCUGAUGCAGCCAGUCUGUGACCUUGAAGCUCACAAUCUCUUGUCUCCUGGUCCUCUGAAGUGCAAAACUAGUUAUGUUGGUAUUACUGUCAAGUGGGUUUUUAGCUUUCAUUCUUCUAACUUGUUUUCUGUUUCCUUUAUCAUCUAAAUGGUACCUAAUAAUAUUGCCUGCCUGUAAUGACUGAUGUUCCUUAUGCUCCCAGCGUCACCUGGAGGAUGGUGUCGGUAAGGCCUGAAAAUCACGCAUGUUGACAAACGUGUUUGUUCACAUCAGUUGAGAGCUGCAGUUCCCUGCCUCAUCCCCCAAUUUGAAGAGGCAAGAAAUGUUUUUGAAGUUAACUAAAGGUGACUGAACUUAAUGAACCUCUCUCCAAUGAAGACCGAAACCUCCUCUCCGUGGCCUACAAGAACGUGGUCGGUGCCCGGAGGUCUUCCUGGAGGGUCAUCAGCAGCAUUGAGCAGAAGACCAUGGCUGACGGGAAUGAGAAGAAGCUGGAGAAGGUGAAGGCCUAUCGGGAGAAGAUUGAGAAGGAGCUGGAGACGGUGUGCAACGAUGUGCUGGCGCUGCUGGACAAGUUCCUCAUCAAGAACUGCAACGACUUCCAGUACGAGAGCAAGGUCUUCUACCUGAAGAUGAAGGGCGACUACUACCGCUACCUGGCCGAGGUGGCCUCUGGCGAGAAGAAGAACAGUGUGGUGGAGGCCUCAGAGGCGGCCUACAAGGAGGCCUUCGAGAUCAGCAAGGAGCACAUGCAGCCCACACACCCCAUCCGGCUGGGCCUGGCCCUCAACUUCUCCGUGUUCUACUACGAGAUCCAGAACGCGCCCGAGCAGGCCUGCCUCCUCGCCAAACAGGCCUUCGACGACGCCAUAGCCGAGCUGGACACACUAAACGAGGAUUCCUAUAAGGACUCCACGCUCAUCAUGCAGCUGCUGCGAGACAACCUCACCCUCUGGACGAGCGACCAGCAGGACGAGGAAGCCGGAGAAGGCAACUGAGCGCCUUGGCCCGCCCCGCCCCCGCCCCUUCACCACCAGCCCCUCCUCGCCACACUCACUCAGUAUCCAGUGCUCAACCUAUCUGUACGGCAGCACAGCUACUCAGACCUGCUCUCCGCCCCGGGAAGCAGUUCCAGAUAAAUCAAUUCAUGGGCAUUGCUGGACUGACGGUUGCUUUGAGCCCACAGGAGCUCCCUUUUUGGAUUGUGCAGACAGGUGCGUUCUGAAGGAGGCAUUUUCGUUUGCUUGCCUGUCUAGGUGAAGUGCAGGCGAAAGCCACAGAAAGUUAGAGAGGAGAAUUAGCCACCCAGGCUACAGUUGGUAUUUAAAUGGUCCACUUCAAACCAGCUGCUAGUGUUUUGUUAAAGCAGUACAUCUGUGCAUGCAAAAGUGAAUUCACCCCUCCCUCUUCUUUCUUAGCUAAUGGAAACCCAUUAAGGGAAGCCGGGACGAGAGACCACUUGCUCCUUUCCAUCAGCUUAAUAAUAAACUUUAACGUGAGGUUUCAGUAGCACCUUGUUCGCCUCUUUAAAUUAUGACGUGCACAAACCUUCUUUUCAAUGCAAUGCAUCUAAAGUUUUGAUACCUGUAACUUUUUUUUUUUUUUGGUUGCAAUUGUUUAAGAAUCAUGGAUUUAUUUUUUGUAACUCUUUGGCUAUCGUCCUUGUGUAUCCUGACAGCGCCAUGUGUGUCAGCCCACGUCAAUCAAGAUGGGUGAUUAUGAAAUGCCAGACUCCUAAAUUAAAUGUUUUGGAAUUCAGUGGGUAAAUAAAAAUGCUGCUUUGGGGAUAUUA
Odocoileus virginianus texanus is the source of this 3494-nucleotide messenger RNA. NCBI's taxonomy places the organism in Eukaryota, Metazoa, Chordata, Mammalia, Artiodactyla, Cervidae. The record is from RefSeq and is a predicted model, not a curated record.